AUUGUCACUGGGGAAAUAUAUAUGAUUUUUCUUUCAUUAUUACAAAUAGACAUUUGAAUAAUUGAAGCAAGAAACUGUGUAAAUAUAACACCGAGUAUUCCUAAGUAUUGUAAGCUUUAAUAUGACUUUAUGAAAUUAACAGUAAAUUGAGUGUUGCAUAUGCAAGUAUGGAUACUGAGCAAUGCCCAAAGAAGUCGAAACUUGAAGAGAUUCCCACUGUAAACGAGGGAAAAGCACAGAUAUUGGUAACGAAUGAAAAGGUGUUUUAUAAUCCAGUUCAAGAAUUUAAUAGGGAUCUCAGUAUAGCGGUACUAAUGAUAUUUGCCAAGGACUAUAACGAAGAAGUGCUGCGGAGAAACAAAUUAGAGAAAGACGAUAAAAUCAGUGUAUCACAUAAUGCAGAAAACCAGAGGGGAAUUACUAUAUUGGAAGCUUUAUCUGCGACUGGUUUGCGUAGCAUACGAUAUGCCAAGGAAGUGGAGGGUGUCCAGCAGAUUGUUGCGAAUGACAUUUCUGCGAAGGCGGUAGAUAGCAUCAGGCAGAAUGUUUUACAUAACGGAGUUGAAAAUUUGGUAAUUCCAUAUCAUGAGGAUGCGACGUUGUUGAUGUAUCAACGCAGAAGAAAUCGCUUCGACGCGGUCGAUUUAGAUCCUUAUGGUUGUCCCUCGAUGUACCUGGAUGGAGCGGUGCAGUGUGUGUCCGAUGGUGGCAUACUUCUGGUUACUGCUACUGAUGUGGCUAUUCUGGCUGGCAAUGUUCCGGAAACUUGUUACUAUAAAUAUGGAGCAAUAUCCAUAAAGUCGAAAUCUUGCCAUGAGAUAGCAUUGAGAAUAUUACUGCAAUGCAUCGCGUCCUAUGCAGGACGUUACGGACGGUACAUAGUACCAUUAUUAUCUAUAAGUGUUGAUUUUUAUAUAAGAGUAUUUGUCAAGGUCUUCACAAGUCAUGAUAAGUGCAAAGAGAAUUCCAAUAAGAUAGGAAUGCUCUAUCAAUGUAACGGAUGCGAGAGUAUGAAUUUUCAAUCAUUAGUGGUGAGGAAGGCUGCCAAGAAUUACAAAUUACCAAGUGCACCCGUAAUAGAUCAAUUGUGUAAACAUUGUCAACACAGGCAACACAUGGGUGGUCCAAUAUGGCUAGGUCCUUUACACGAUCACGGAUUUGUGUCGCAAUUAUUAUGCAACUUGAAUAGCAUGGAGUUGGGUACAUCGAAAAGAAUGGAAGGUGUCCUGACCGUGAUACAUGAAGAAUUAGACAUUCCUUUGUAUUAUAAUCUAGAUCGUUUGAUGUCUAUAGUUAGGUGUCAUGUUCCACCAAUGUUGAUGUUCAGGUCAGCAUUAUUAAACGCGGGAUACAAGGUAUCGUAUUCGCAUGCAAGUAAAAUUUCUAUCAAAACGGAUGCGCCAAAUGAUGUUAUAUGGGAUAUUGUGCGUGCCUGGGAGAAAAAACACCCUGUAAAACGGGAGAAACUGACUGAGGAUAGUCCAGCUGCGCGAAUACUUAAUGCAUCAUCCACGAUGGAUAUCUCUCUCACUAUGCAUCCUCUUGCCAAUCCAAUUUCUCGGCAAAGGCAUUUGUCUCGCUUUCAACAGAACCCUACUGCAAAUUGGGGACCUGGCAUCCGCUCGAGAACUAGAGUUGAUCUUGAAAAUAAAGCAAAUGAUUCGAAAAAAGUGAGAAAUCAAAAUAAAAACAAAAAAAAAUUAGCGAUAGUGGAACAGCACAUGGUACAACAAUGAA
This is a messenger RNA of Trachymyrmex cornetzi, 1737 nucleotides long. RefSeq names its product tRNA methyltransferase 1. Gene Ontology annotation, molecular function: RNA binding; tRNA (guanine) methyltransferase activity. NCBI's taxonomy places the organism in Eukaryota, Metazoa, Arthropoda, Insecta, Hymenoptera, Formicidae. The transcript is spliced from 2 exons. Gene Ontology annotation, biological process: tRNA N2-guanine methylation. The record is from RefSeq and is a predicted model, not a curated record. Gene Ontology annotation, cellular component: nucleus. Bases 168 to 1736 code for a protein of 522 amino acids.